This is a messenger RNA of Babesia ovata, 930 nucleotides long. Its product is annotated as NLI interacting factor-like phosphatase family protein. The coding region runs from base 1 to 930 and encodes 309 amino acids. The transcript has 2 exons. NCBI's taxonomy places the organism in Eukaryota, Apicomplexa, Aconoidasida, Piroplasmida, Babesiidae. The record is from RefSeq and is a predicted model, not a curated record. Gene Ontology annotation, molecular function: phosphoprotein phosphatase activity.
AUGGGUCUGUUCGACUAUCUGUCGAGCGCCUUCUCGGUCGCCGUCGAGAUAAACUACUACGUCAUAGGCGCCGGCGUUGUUUACAUAAUCGUGAAGAUUCUCGAGUUCAAGGCGAGCUCCAGAUUCGGAUCCGGAGAUGAGCUCUUCGCGAAGCGCGUCAAGCCGGCGUUUUCCCUAGUGCUGGACCUGGACGGCACGAUUUUGCAUUCCGUCCAAACUCGGGGUAACAACACAACGUCUUCCAUCGCUCUAAAUGUGGGCAAACGUGUUCGUCACUUCGUGGUAUACAAGAGGCCGCACCUAGACACCUUCCUGAUGGAGAUGCGCAAGCGCUAUGAGAUAGUGCUCUACAGCGCCUCGCAACCGCUGUACGCAGACGCAUGCCUCAACUACGCGUGCGUCAACCACCUCUUCGACAGGAAGCUCUAUCGCAACGACUGCACCGUGGGACCCGGCGGUGUGUUCGUAAAGGAUCUCGCCAAGGUCAACAACGACCUGUCCAAAGUGGUGGUCCUGCAAAACUCAAUGCAGUCAAACGCCCACGUUUCGGCCAACAGCUUGUUGAUAGACAGCUGGUCUGGCGGCGUUCACGACACUGCGUUGUUGGACAUAAUGCCUCUGCUGGAAGCACUGAGUCAUGUGGAUGAUGUGCGUCACAUUUUGGAAUUACGCCGCGGGGAGCCGGUGAGGUAUCCGCCGCUGAACAUCCCGCAGCAGAACCGAAGCGACUCUGCCGCCAUGCCUAGCGAGCCAUUAAACCCGAAUGGACCCGCAGAGCUCCUGGGAGAGCUGCAGAACUGGGAUAACAUCGGCGCUCGCCUGACAACGCGGGUGAAGCAGAUCUUCGACACCAUGGGCCCCGAUACCACGCUGCACAUGCCUCCUCCGAGGGGCGGCCCGCCGCGGUCUAACAGUAAUAAUUCAACAUAA